GGCUGCGGGGGCGGCGCGGGCGAGGCUGCGGAGGAGGCGGCCAAGGACCUGGCCGACAUCGCGGCCUUCUUCCGAUCCGGGUUUCGAAAAAACGAUGAAAUGAAAGCUAUGGAUGUUUUGCCAAUUUUAAAAGAAAAAGUCGCCUACCUUUCAGGCGGUAGAGAUAAGCGUGGCGGCCCCAUUUUGACGUUUCCGGCCCGCAGCAAUCAUGACAGAAUACGACAGGAGGACCUGCGGAGACUCAUCUCCUACCUGGCCUGUAUCCCCAGUGAAGAAGUCUGCAAGCGAGGGUUCACAGUGAUUGUGGACAUGCGUGGGUCCAAGUGGGACUCCAUCAAGCCCCUCCUCAAGGUCCUGCAGGAGUCGUUCCCCCGCUGCAUUCACGUCGCGCUGAUCAUCAAGCCAGACAACUUCUGGCAGAAACAGAGGACUAACUUUGGCAGUUCUAAAUUUGAAUUUGAGACAAAUAUGGUCUCUUUAGAAGGCCUUACCAAAGUAGUGGAUCCUUCUCAGCUCACCCCGGAGUUUGACGGCUGCCUGGAAUACAACCAUGAGGAGUGGAUUGAGAUCAGAGUUGCGUUUGAAGACUACGUCAGUAAUGCCACCCACAUGCUGUCCCGGCUGGAGGAGCUGCAGGACAUCCUGGCUAAGAAGGAGUUGCCUCAGGACCUCGAGGGGGCCCGCAAUAUGAUCGAGGAACAUUCCCAGAUGAAGAAGAAGGUGAUCAAGGCCCCUAUCGAGGACUUGGAUUUAGAGGGCCAGAAAUUGCUGCAGAGGAUUCAGAGCAGCGAUAGCUUUCCCAAAAAGAACUCGGGGUCUGGCAACGUGGACCUGCAGAGCCUCGUACCCAAGGUGUCCAGCAUGCUGGACAGGCUGCACUCGACCCGGCAGCAUCUGCAUCAGAUGUGGCACGUGAGGAAGCUGAAACUGGACCAGUGCUUCCAGCUGAGGCUGUUUGAACAGGAUGCCGAGAAGAUGUUUGACUGGAUCACACACAACAAAGGCCUGUUUCUGAACAGCUACACGGAGAUUGGGACCAGCCACCCUCAUGCGAUGGAGCUGCAGACACAGCACAAUCACUUUGCUAUGAACUGUAUGAACGUGUAUGUGAACAUAAACCGCAUCAUGUCGGUGGCGAAUCGCUUGGUGGAGUCCGGCCACUAUGCCUCUCAGCAGAUCAAGCAGAUUGCGAACCAGCUGGAGCAGGAGUGGAAGGCGUUUGCAGCGGCCCUCGAUGAGCGGAGCACCUUGCUGGACAUGUCCUCCAUCUUCCACCAGAAGGCGGAGAAGUAUAUGAGCAAUGUGGAUUCGUGGUGCAAAGCCUGCGGUGAGGUUGAUCUCCCCUCAGAGUUACAGGACCUGGAAGAUGCCAUUCAUCACCACCAGGGGAUAUAUGAACACAUCACGCUUGCUUAUUCAGAGGUGAGCCAAGAUGGGAAGUCCCUCCUUGACAAGCUUCAGCGACCCUUGACGCCUGGCAGCUCUGACUCCUUGACGGCCUCUGCCAACUACUCCAAGGCCGUGCACCAUGUCCUUGAUGUCAUCCAUGAGGUGCUACACCACCAGCGGCAGCUGGAGAACAUCUGGCAGCACCGCAAGGUCCGGCUGCACCAGCGGCUGCAGCUGUGUGUCUUCCAGCAGGAUGUUCAGCAGGUGCUGGACUGGAUCGAGAACCAUGGAGAAGCAUUUCUGAGCAAGCAUACAGGGGUGGGGAAAUCUCUUCACCGAGCCAGAGCUUUGCAGAAACGUCAUGAAGAUUUUGAAGAGGUAGCACAGAACACAUACACCAAUGCAGAUAAAUUGCUAGAAGCAGCGGAGCAGCUAGCUCAGACUGGGGAAUGUGACCCGGAAGAGAUUUAUCAGGCUGCCCAUCAGCUUGAAGACCGGAUACAAGAUUUCGUCCGGCGUGUGGAGCAGAGGAAGAUCUUACUGGACAUGUCGGUGUCCUUUCACACCCACGUAAAGGAGCUGUGGACCUGGCUGGAAGAGCUGCAGAAGGAGCUGCUGGACGACGUGUACGCGGAGUCGGUGGAGGCAGUGCAGGACCUCAUCAAGCGCUUCGGCCAGCAGCAGCAGACCACCCUGCAGGUGACCGUCAACGUCAUCAAGGAAGGCGAGGACCUCAUCCAGCAGCUGAGGGACUCGGCCAUCUCUAGCAACAAGACCCCCCACAACAGCUCCAUCAAUCACAUUGAGACGGUGCUGCAGCAGCUGGACGAGGCGCAGUCGCAGAUGGAGGAGCUGUUCCAGGAGCGUAAGAUCAAGCUGGAGCUCUUCCUGCAGCUGCGCAUCUUCGAGCGGGACGCCAUCGACAUCAUCUCAGACCUCGAGUCUUGGAAUGAUGAGCUUUCCCAGCAAAUGAACGACUUUGACACGGAAGACCUCACAAUAGCCGAGCAGCGCCUCCAGCACCAUGCGGACAAAGCCCUGACCAUGAAUAACCUGACCUUCGAUGUCAUCCACCAAGGGCAGGACCUUCUGCAGUAUGUCAACGAAGUACAAGCCUCAGGUGUGGAGCUGCUUUGUGAUAGAGACGUGGAUAUGGCAACACGGGUCCAGGACUUGCUGGAGUUCCUUCAUGAAAAGCAGCAGGAACUGGACUUGGCAGCAGAGCAGCAUCGGAAACACCUGGAGCAGUGUGUACAACUCCGCCAUCUGCAGGCUGAAGUCAAGCAGGUGCUGGGUUGGAUCCGCAACGGAGAGUCCAUGUUGAAUGCCGGCCUCAUCACAGCCAGCUCCUUGCAGGAGGCGGAGCAGCUGCAGAGGGAGCACGAGCAGUUCCAGCAUGCCAUCGAGAAAACACAUCAGAGCGCUCUGCAGGUGCAGCAGAAGGCCGAGGCCAUGCUGCAGGCCAAUCACUAUGACAUGGACAUGAUCAGGGACUGCGCCGAGAAGGUGGCCUCCCACUGGCAGCAGCUGAUGCUCAAGAUGGAAGACCGUCUCAAGCUCGUGAACGCGUCGGUUGCCUUCUACAAAACCUCAGAGCAGGUGUGCAGUGUCCUCGAGAGCCUGGAGCAGGAGUACAAGAGGGAAGAAGACUGGUGCGGAGGAGCCGACAAGCUGGGCCCUAAUUCUGAGACGGACCAUGUCACGCCAAUGAUCAGCAAGCACCUGGAACAGAAGGAAGCAUUCCUGAAGGCUUGCACACUUGCUAGAAGGAACGCAGAUGUCUUCCUAAAAUACCUGCACAGGAAUAGUGUGAACAUGCCGGGAAUGGUGACGCACAUCAAAGCUCCUGAGCAACAAGUUAAAAAUAUCUUGAAUGAACUCUUCCAGCGGGAGAACAGGGUAUUGCACUACUGGACCAUGAGGAAGAGACGGCUGGACCAGUGCCAGCAGUACGUGGUCUUCGAAAGAAGCGCCAAGCAGGCGUUAGAAUGGAUCCAUGAUAACGGGGAGUUCUACCUUUCCACGCACACCUCCACAGGUUCAAGCAUACAGCACACCCAGGAGCUCCUGAAAGAGCAUGAGGAGUUCCAGAUAACCGCAAAGCAAACCAAAGAGCGAGUGAAGCUGUUGAUACAGCUGGCUGAUGGCUUUUGUGAAAAGGGGCAUGCCCAUGCGGCAGAGAUAAAAAAAUGUGUCACCGCUGUGGACAAGAGGUACAGAGACUUCUCUGUUCGGAUGGAGAAGUACAGGACCUCUUUGGAGAAAGCCCUGGGGAUUUCUUCAGAUUCCAACAAAUCGAGUAAAAGUCUUCAACUGGAUAUCAUCCCCGCCAGCACCCCGGGGUCAGAGGUGAAGCUCCGGGAUGCAGCUCACGAGCUGAACGAGGAGAAGCGGAAGUCAGCUCGCAGGAAAGAGUUCAUAAUGGCUGAGCUGAUUCAGACUGAAAAGGCUUACGUAAGAGAUCUUCGGGAGUGUAUGGAUACCUACCUGUGGGAAAUGACGAGCGGUGUGGAGGAGAUCCCGCCCGGCAUCGUCAACAAAGAGCUCGUCAUCUUCGGCAACAUGCAGGAGAUCUACGAGUUCCAUAACAACAUUUUCCUAAAGGAGCUGGAAAAAUACGAGCAGUUGCCAGAGGACGUCGGCCAUUGCUUUGUUACUUGGGCAGACAAGUUUCAGAUGUAUGUCACUUAUUGCAAAAAUAAGCCUGACUCCACUCAGCUGAUAUUAGAGCAUGCGGGAUCCUAUUUUGAUGAGAUACAGCAGCGGCAUGGAUUAGCCAAUUCUAUCUCUUCCUACCUUAUCAAGCCAGUUCAGCGAAUUACCAAGUAUCAGCUCCUUUUAAAAGAGCUGCUCACCUGCUGUGAAGAAGGGAAAGGAGAGAUUAAGGAUGGCCUGGAGGUGAUGCUCAGUGUACCAAAGCGAGCCAACGACGCCAUGCACCUCAGCAUGCUGGAAGGGUUCGAUGAAAACAUCGAGUCUCAGGGAGAACUCUUCCUGCAGGAAUCCUUCCAAGUGUGGGACCCCAAAACCUUAAUUCGGAAGGGUCGAGAACGGCAUCUCUUCCUCUUUGAAAUGUCCUUAGUCUUUAGUAAAGAAGUGAAAGAUUCCAGUGGGAGAAGCAAGUACCUUUAUAAAAGCAAGUUGUUUACCUCAGAAUUGGGCGUCACAGAGCACGUUGAAGGAGAUCCUUGCAAAUUUGCACUGUGGGUGGGGAGAACGCCAACUUCAGAUAAUAAAAUUGUCCUUAAGGCUUCCAGCAUAGAGAACAAACAGGACUGGAUAAAGCACAUUCGAGAAGUGAUACAGGAAAGGACCAUUCAUCUGAAAGGAGCCCUCAAGGAGCCAAUCCACAUUCCCAAAACCGCCCCUGCAACGAGACAGAAGGGAAGGAGGGAUGGAGAGGACCUGGACAGCCAAGGCGAUGGCAGCAGCCAGCCUGACACCAUUUCUAUUGCCUCCCGGACGUCUCAGAACACACUGGACAGUGAUAAGAUUUGUAUUGGUCGUCCCCUGUGCGCCGUGCUUUGGACAGGGGGAACAAAGAAGACAAUAACCCUCUCCCUGCCUCAUGGGUGUGCUCUGGGUAAUGGCCUUUUCUUCUUUUUAUUAAUCUGUAUUUUCCCUUUCUCUAGGUGAAUCUUGCCUUUUUUUUUUUUUCAAUAACACUUUUUCCUUUGAGUACUCUCAUCAAACCACAUAAUGAAUCUUGCUUUUGAUAACUUUAGUCACCCAAUCAGAAAAAACAACCCCCUCCAAGCUAAAGUAAAAAGUCUCAGUUCUAAGAAAAGGCAGAUUUAAGAAAAAAAAAUAUUUUUUGUUAGAAACAUAAUAAAAGUGUUUAUGAAAAUAGAGUACCAAAAAAUGCUUUUAAAUAUAAAUUUUACAUUAGAUGACCAAAGCUGCUACUGAAGAUGAGUUCGACAGUUUAGUCUAGUCACUCUUCUUGGCGGUGAGAUGCCCAGCUAGCUGGAGAACUGACUAUUUGGCGAGUUCCUCAGAUCACUGUCCCUCAGUUAAAGACAAGAAGAGACAUUUUCAUAUUGUAUUUCCUGAGUAAAAGAUUGUCUUGGUGGCUCAGGAAAUGGAGCCAGCAGGUUUCUUCAGGUUAGAUUGUCCUGAGACAUUUCCAGGGCCUGGUGAGGACACUUGUGAUGAAGGUGGUCUUCAGCUGUCUACUUCUUCACAACACUCUUUUCUUUUUCCCUUUACAACCGACUCGGCUGUUAGAAACCAUGCCGACUCCCUGCUCUGCAGCACCCAGUCAGCAAGUGCCACAGCACCCACCUACAUCCUCCAUGCUGGUGUGUGUAAAGUGAGGGACCACGACGCUGGCCCAGAUCAUCCCUGCAGGAUCCUGGAGACCUGAUGAUAUUAGCCAUUCUCUCUGACUUGCCUAGUUUUUUACUUUUAAUGUUUGCUGUUUUAGUUGUAUCUUUAAAAUGUGGCUUCUUUACGUAUAAUUUCCCAUGAUAAUUCAUGUGUACGAUACAUUCAAGGAAGCCCUCCAAGGAUUAUUUUCGCAUUAGUAAAGUGCUUGGGCAUAACGUAUUUUGGCUGCUCAGUAGCUAAAUACUGUGUACUGAAUGCAUACAGUUAUGAAAGAAGAGGAAAUCUCUUGCUUAAAUCAUUCUUCCAGCAGCUCCUCUUUAUUCCUGAUGAAAUUAACACCUCACCCCCCAAAUACCACCCUCACCACUUCCCUCCUGGAUAAAAUGCCAGGUAUGAUAAAGUGAGAAGCCCUGGUGGCACAGUGGUUAAGCGCUCAGGUGCUAACCAAAAGGUCAGUGAUUUGAACCCACCAGCCACUCUGAGGGAGAAAAGGCCUGGCAAUCUGCUCCCGUAAAGAUUACAACCAGGGGAUCCCUAUGGGGUAUUUCUAUUCUGUCCUUUAGGGUCAGUGUGAGUUAGAAUCGACUCCACAGCAACAGGUUAUGGUAAAGUGCUGGUUUUGAACAUUUUUUUCUCAUAAAUUUCUUUUCAUACCCCCAGUGUGAGAGCCUGCCUGUCACAGUGGUCCUCUUUCAAACUCUCGGCAGCAGAUUUCAGGAGGCCCUUCCCUUUCAACUUGGCUGCACAUAAACCCAGUCUGGUCGGCAUAAGCAGAGGAAGCCUGUUCUUCAUGUGAAGAGGGCUGCUAGUAAGCUUCAGUCUCCAGGAGGCUGCCCAGCACAGAAGUGGGAGAGGGUAGAAACCUGAGGUGCAGCGGAAUUUAUUUGGGGAGUGGCUCUGGCUGCCCAUAGUUGCCUUUCUUUUGUAACCAUUGCCAGCCAUGGAUCUGUACUCCCUAAUCCCUUUUAACAAAGUAGUCAUUUUUAGGUCGACUCCUUGUGAAACCUUCACGAAACCACAAGGCCCUUUUGUGAGGUUUUUGAGUGACUAAACUGAAGCAGGCUGCGGGAUGUGACUGCUCACAACGGUUGAUACGCUUUGUUCUUUAGGGGAAAAUGGCUCUUAUUAGGCCACAUUCCCCAUUUCCUUUUGAAUCGCUCUCAGAAAGCGGGCCAGACACCCACCUGCAGUGGAUCUUGAACACAUUUGGCUUUGGACUGAGAGGAGAGUCAUUUGCAGCAAGGACCCUGCGUCAUGUGCCAUGCUGUCGAAAAGAGCCCUCUCCGCCUCCAUAGAACUUGCCAGAAUUCAUCCAGAGCGUAGUAAUUCAAACCAGGUGUGGGCUCUUGUCUAUCAAGAGCCCUGUGUUCCUGUAACCUAAAACUGCCUUGAUACAGCACACCAGGUCAGGGGGCUCUGAGGAGCCAGCGAGAGUGUACCCAAGUCCCCAGUGUGGGAAGUCCCAGCAAAGGAGAUGUCUUAGCUCCUGCCAUUGUUAACUGGGUUCAGGCAUGGCAAUGAUGUGACACGGUUUCCGCAGAAAUAAAAACAUAAAGACUAAAAUCCCUGUCCGUGUGGCGAGCAUAGAAGGCUCAAGUGUGUGGAGAGACUAGUAUUAUGUUCAUUUGGAUGAAAUGCAGCAAGUUUUUCGUUUUCGAUUGUUCUGGAGAGAAUUCAGGGAAACGAGCCCUGGGUUGACUUUGACGUUGCCAUGCGUCUUGGUUAUUGGCAUUUCCAGUGGCCAUGUUACAUGGAUCGGCAUGGUCCUUGAGGUGUAUCCCUGUGGUGUCUGUGGUCCAGGUGAGGCCAUUUUACUGACAUGUGUAUUAGUUGGCAAAGCUGAAAAUCUGUCUUCUCAUGUGAGUCAUGGAAAUUGAGAUUUUCAUAAAUUAUAACCCAAACUGUGUGCGCACGGUAGGGAGCCCAGAAUAGAAGUCCGUAAAACAUGCAAACUUGAAAAAAAAUGCUGUGAAAACGUUUAUAAAAGAUGGUUGGAACAGAAAAGUUAGUGUUUAAACAAAACAAAUGGAAAUUCAUUUGAUGUAGUGAUGACACUGGGUCACUAGGGGUAGAAGUGUCAUUGAAAGCAAACAAAACCUCAGCCGUUUCUAAUGAUGUAGAUAAUGCGUGAUGAUAUGUAACCUGAACGUUAUCUAGUUAGGUUGAAUUUAAUUCUUCAAAAAGGCAGUAGUGUUUCGCACUGCUUCCUUCAAGUGUUGUUAUACGUCCUUACUAUUAAAAUUGUUUUUAAGUUAGUUUGGGGCAAAGGACCUAGUUUUAUCCUAAGUAAGGUAGCCUUUGUCCUUAGCUGUGGAGAAGUAGCCUUGGGAGUGAUUGAGGUGCCUUGGUCUGGGACCUCCAGGCCACACCUAAAGAUUUGUGCUAGUGAAUUGGAGCUGACCAGAUCACCUGGGAAGCUGAUAUCAUCUAGCCUCAGGAGGCACGAUUUAACCUAUGAUGCAGGACUAGCCUAUAAAAGCCCCGAACGUUAAGGCUCAGAGAGCUUCCGUUUUGGUGAGAAUAUUUGUUCUCGUAAAGGUAGUGCAUCCCUUGGGACAUGGAAGCUCCAUGUUGGGAAACCUCCCAGACCUUGGCCUAUGUGCCUCUUCAUUUAUAUCCUUUUCGGCUAUAAUAAGCCUGUAGUUUUAAGUAUAGUCUCCACAAGUUCUGUAAGUCGUUCUAGCAAAUGAUCGAACCCAUAGGGGCAAGCAGAGCCAGCAGGUCAGAAAGUAAGGGUGUUGUGUGGACUCCCCAGCUUGCGGCUGACAUCGUGAAGGGGUAGUGGGAAACCAGCCCCAAAUCUGCAGCUGGCAGCUGCUGAGUUGGUGUAAGGAUGGUGUUCUUUUAACUUGUGGGCUUUGACCUAGCUCUGGGUGGCCAGGGUCAGAGGGAGAGAGUACCACUGGGGUGACUGGUGAUGAGAAUGGAGAAGUUGGAAGGUUGGGACUGGAUCAGUCUCUGUAUCUUAGGCAUUGGGUUCAUGCUGACCCAUACCACACAAUUAGCAAACCCAAUUUUAAAGAGACAUUUGGUAAGAAGAAAUUUAUAAUAUUUAAGUGUUUGCAUGGAGACAGAAAUCCAUGGGGCGCCUCUUCUCUGGGCUAGAAAACAUCCAUUUAAUCAUCCCUUUAAAGAUGUGUCAUAGGGUCGCUGUGAGUCGGAAUCAACUCAACAGCAGUGGGUUUGGCUUUAGGUUUGGUUGAAGAUGUGUACAAGAGAUUUUUUUAUAGGUAAAGCCAGUUGAUUAGGGGACAUUAUGUUUUGUUUGUUUUUGUUUCUUACAUGAGCAUCAUAGUUCUGUUUGAAAAUAGAUUAUUCUGGCACUAGAUUUCGUAAGCAAGUUCUCUAAAGUCUUUGAAAAAAUUAUAUACGAUUCUUUGUAAGAACAGGUUUGGUUUUUAUUUUUUUAUGCUCUGUCAAGUACACAGAUGUUUCCAAUAGUUUUUGAUUACUCUGUAAAGGGCUAAAAUAAUCCAUGCCAGAAACAAAGUCUAGCUUAAUUCCCAUCUUGAGCAGCCCCUUUCAGCCCUUCCCACCCUUCCCCCAUGCACAGAAUGCACCACAUGGCUUUGAACCUUCUGGAAAAAUGAAUAAAACUCUCAAGAAUAAAGCAGGCAAAGGGCUGGCAUGCAGCAAUGUGUGGUGAAGCCCUCCUUCCCAGGAUCAGGAACGGGGCUGCUUGGGGAAGCUCAGGGCCUCUGACAAGAAUGUGUGACCAGUGUCUGUGGAGGGCUCUGCUAGUGACGACACGCUGUGCCCACGCAGCGCAGGCAGGCGGUGACAGGGCUGGCAGCUGGCGGUCAUGAGAAAGCCCGCCGGGACCUCCCCUGCGGUUUGUGAGGACGGGAGAGAGCCCACAGGAAACACAGGUCCUGAGGGGCUGUGCAAACUAGGGGCUCGUUGACAGGCCAUGUUUUCCCUGGAACAGGGACCAUUCCUCCUUUUUGUCACAGGGAUUAAUCGUUUCAAUAACAUGUGGUUUUACGAGGAAAAUUCCUUUCUAGGCUGAGCCUCCACCUUUAACCUCAUAACAUUAGCAUCUUGAUUGUUCACGCAGAAAUGGGUAAAAAAUUUAGCAUGGUUUUUCCACAGUGAAAAGCUUCCUUUGUGGCCUAGAAAAGAUGAAUAGUUCUGCCCCUGGUUGUGUUUCAUUGUGGAAGAGUUUUCUCGUGUUUGUUUUUUUCCUGCUUGUCUAAGGGACAUGUGUUUCUUAUUCUAAAUAUCUGGACUUUUCCUUGAGAGGCAGGCCAUUAGGAGGGAAAUGAGCAGCACAGAGCAUUCACAGGGCUGGCAGAGAGCCAGCGCAUAGGCAGGCUGCCCGAGAAACCACGCGGGAGCCUGAGCCCUGGGAGGACGUUGUGCAGGGUAGACUCUGUCACUAGGGUGGUUCCCAGAAUGAGCUGUGGGAGGAGGUGCGAGCCUCAGUUCUCUAGAGGACGUUGUGCAGGGUGGACUCGGUCACUAGGGUGGUUCCCAGUAUGAGGCUUGGCCCUUCCCCUCUUGCCUCCUCAGACAUGGCUUCUCCCCAGUUGCCACACUGACUUUGUCCCCAGUGCCGGGAGCCCAGCAGUGCACCCCCGUCCUGUGAUUGAUCUGUGCUGAGACCCGUUAGGGUGGACAGAAAAGACUGAGCAUACUGCAGAUUGAGCACAAGACAGAGUUGGCGCCUGAAGUCACACAAGACAAACCACAGUUCAUGUCAUUUUUUGAAGUGCACUGCUUUCAUUUUCUAGAACAAGCAUGUUUUAGUUUUUUCGUUUGAGCUCAUGUUCGAAUACUUGCUAGAUAGGAGGCACUGUGCAAGAUAGGCUGUAGAAGAAAUUCUGGGUGGACUUUUUUGCACAAACCGUGUGCCCGUUGUUGCACUGGGGUAGUCUGCAGUGACCCAGGCAGGCCCGCCCCCUGCCCUUCCAGACCAAGUGUGCAGUCUACAGAUGAAUGACACAAACCUGCUUCUGGUGACAGAGACAGGCACACAUGCAUGUGCAGCUCUAGACACGGCUUAUUUCAGAACUGGAAUAUUGUUGUUAGGUGCCAUCAAGUCAGUCUGACUCAUAGCGACCCGAUGUACAACAGAAUGAAACACUGCCCAAUCCUGUGCCAUCCUCACAAUGCCUGAGUCCAUUGUUGCAGCCACUGUGUCAGUCCAUGUUGUUGAGGGUUGUCCUCUUUUUCGCUGACCUUCUGCUUUUCCAAGCAUGAUGUCCUUCUCCAGGGACUGGUCCCCCCUGACAACAUGUCCAAAGUAUGUGAGAUGAAGUCCCCCCAUCCUUGUUUCCAAGGAGCAUUCUGGCUGUAUUUCUUCCAAAACAGAUCUGUCUAUUCAUUCUUCUGGCAGUCCAUGGUAUAUUCAAUAUUCUUUGCCAACACUACUAUUCAAAGGCAUCAAUUCUUCCUUGGUCUUGCUUAUUCAUUGUCCAGCUUUUGCAUGCAUAUGAGGCAAUUAAAAAUAUCAUGGCUUGGGUCAGAGGCACCUUAGUCCUCAAAGUGCAUCUUUGCUUUUCAGCACUUUAAAGAGGUCUUUUGCAGCAGAUUUGCUCAGUGCAAUGUGUUGUUUGAUUUCUUGACUGCUGCCUCUUCCAUGGGCUUUGAUUGUAGGUCCAGGAAGAUGAAAUUAUUUCUGAGGGUGGUACAAGAGAGACUUCUCAGAGGGGUAUGAUGGGGGCUUAGCAUGGACAAAUGGGGGUCUGAGCAGAAGAGGGGUACGAACAGAGGCUAACAAGCAUGACCAUGUGUGCAGGACCCCUCUCAGGCAUGGGGGAUGUCACUUUUGGUGGGAAGGUUGACUGGGACCCAGUUGUAACUCGGCCUCCUAUGCUGAGGAAUUGUGUCAAGGGCUUCUAACCAGGAGAAUGGCAUGACUGAGUCCAUGUUUAGAGUAGUCACUCUGACAGCAGUACGGGAUGGCUGGGAAGGGGAGCCUCGUGUGGAUCAGGGAGGUGCCACUCUGGAGGUCACUGCCAAAUCCAGUUGGUGUGGGAAUGCAAGGGCAGAAAGCAAUGUGGAAGACAUCCUCAGAUCUAUCUGACAGAAUUUGGAGGGUGAGGAAGAGUGAGAUUUUUUUUUUGUUAGCUUGGAUGACAAAAUAGGCAACUCCAGAAGAGAAAAAACAGGCAGGGAGGGGUUAACAAUGAGUCAUGCCCUAGAAUGUUCAAGACUCACUGCAGUGGAGGGAUGGGAAGACCUGCUGAGUGGCCUAGCAGGCGAUGGGGACCGUCAGUCUAGAGGCUGGGGUGCACAUUUGGGGUAAUCUGCAUGGGGGGAUGGUUGAAGGGGAAGAGUGGGAGAUAGAAUGGCCAGAGAGGAGAGCUGGCCAAAAGUUUUUAUGCAGGAGAGAGGUAAUGAGAAUAAGACCCCUGUCCCCAAGGAGCCUACAGUCUAACAGGAAGCCAUAUGGGGAACGUGCAAUAUAAAAUGAAUAGGAACUAGGAGGCCAUGCACUUGUGUGACUGGCAGAGGUCACAGGACUAGUGCAUCUUUCUGGGGCUCGUGGGUGCCCUUCAAAGGCAGACAGAAAAUGGGGGUGAGCUCAGAGGGAGAGGAGAUGGAAAGGAGUUUCGGGCUAAAGGAACAGCAAGCUGAUUAGAGGAGGCCAGGAGGAUGCAGCCCACGGGAGGUGACCCACUGUCGACUGUGUGUGUGUGUGUGUGUGUGUGUGUGUGUGUGGCGUGUGUGUGUGGCGUGUGGAUGCAUGAAGCGGGAGGAGAGCCCAGAGAGAGGUUCUAAGGUCAGAUGGUAGACAGUCAUGAGUGUCACACAAGGAGCGUCCUGGAGGAACAGGGGGCUCGUGAAGAGUUUUGAAGAGAGAAAAGGUGUGCUGAGACCCGAGUUUCGGGAUCAGGAGCCUCCUGGCCUCUCCAGUCUCCCUACUCAUGUGGCUGCGAAAGCUGGAGCCUGUGUAAGGAGGAAACCUUUUAGAGAAGAAAAACUCAAAUAUUUUCUGCUAACAGCAAUAGAAAAGUGAUGACUGUACCCUGUCAAAGGUGGAAAGCUUUCGAGACCCACAAAGCAGUCCUGUUGAGUUCCAGCUCUCACAGGUUUCACUAUGUAAUAGUCCUGAAGUCUCAGAAACCAAAUCACAACUGAAAUUUUUGGGGCGGGGGGGAGGUAUUGCAUUUUAUCACCACAUUAAACAAUAAUCCCCAGAAUAUUCUUCAAGCCAAGUCCUUACUAAUUUUCCAUAAGGUAAAGCAGAUGGCAUUUUUGAGGAGGGGGGAUAUAAUCUUGGGUACAAAAAGACCUGGAAGUUCAUAUGAAAAAUAGCUUAUGAAACACUUUGACAUGAUCGUCACCCUUUAAAAUGUGAAACAGUAAAUAGCUGUCCAGAUGAUGCCGUUGGGGAGUUAAGGAAUAGCAGCAUCUCCGCACCCUGCCUCAGGUGGUAAGCCACGCUUCUGACCCACCUGCCGGUGGAAAGCUUGCCCGCCCCAGGCUCGGCGAUGCACCUGCUGACCUGUGCUCUCCCUCUCCAGCUCUCUGGCGGCUGCGAGCUGACGGUGGU
Messenger RNA from Loxodonta africana (African savanna elephant), 13219 nucleotides. RefSeq names its product trio Rho guanine nucleotide exchange factor (gene TRIO). Bases 100 to 5025 code for a protein of 1641 amino acids. Gene Ontology annotation, biological process: axon guidance; protein phosphorylation. The record is from RefSeq and is a predicted model, not a curated record. Lineage: Eukaryota; Metazoa; Chordata; Mammalia; Proboscidea; Elephantidae. Gene Ontology annotation, cellular component: cytoplasm; plasma membrane; extrinsic component of membrane. The transcript is spliced from 34 exons. Gene Ontology annotation, molecular function: ATP binding; guanyl-nucleotide exchange factor activity; protein kinase activity.